AUGGAAGAUGACGAUACUCGGACUGUGGUGAGGGAAAGCAUUGUCAGUAGGAUCGAUGAACCAUUCAUACGCCUACUUGGUACGUUCACAUACGAGGCAGUCGAUCAUUACGCCUCUUUAUGUAACUGGUUCGUAUCCGGCUUCAUCUUCGUCAUGACACGUUCGUUGAGGAACCUCUCCACGUUUCUGGAGGAUCUUACCGAAAGUGCUUCGAACGCGCUUGCGGUCCCUAUCGCAUUGUUAACUGCCCUCGCAGAUCAACAUUUCCACGAAGGAGAGGCAAUCCGCCUAUCUGCUGCGAAGGACGCAUUCGCGAUUGUGACGGAACAAGUGCAUGUCAUAUCGAGAAAUCAUCUUCAGGAUUGA
Molecule: messenger RNA, 366 nt
Organism: Necator americanus (New World hookworm)
Lineage: Eukaryota; Metazoa; Nematoda; Chromadorea; Rhabditida; Ancylostomatidae
Exons: 4
Coding region: 1-366 (121 amino acids)
Source: RefSeq, a predicted model, not a curated record